Molecule: messenger RNA, 1529 nt
Organism: Glycine soja
Lineage: Eukaryota; Viridiplantae; Streptophyta; Magnoliopsida; Fabales; Fabaceae
Product: 3beta-hydroxysteroid-dehydrogenase/decarboxylase
Exons: 8
Coding region: 84-1289 (401 amino acids)
Biological process (GO): steroid biosynthetic process
Molecular function (GO): 3-beta-hydroxy-Delta5-steroid dehydrogenase (NAD+) activity
Source: RefSeq, a predicted model, not a curated record
UGGUGUAUUGCUUUCUUCUAAACUACACUCAUCUGCGAUUCUUGUUGGAAUGAGGUGAGCGUUGUGUUUGAGUUAGCUUGACUAUGGAAGCAAAAGAUAAGUGGUGCGUGGUGACCGGAGGUCGCGGCUUCGCUGCUCGGUCUUUGGUGGAAAUGCUAAUUCGUCACAAGGAGUACUGCGUUCGCAUCGCCGAUUUGGAAGUCAGCAUUGUUCUCGAGCCCGCCGAGCAGUUAGGCCUUCUCGGCCAGGCCCUGCACUCUGGCCGAGCCCAAUAUGUCUCCCUCGAUCUUCGCAACAAGGCCCAAGUUCUAAAAGCGUUGGAGGGAGUUGAGGUGGUGUUCCACAUGGCUGCUCCAAACUCUUCCAUUAACAACUACCAGCUUCAUCAUUCCGUCAAUGUGCAAGGGACGAAUAAUGUCAUCGAUGCUUGCGUGGAGCUGAACGUGAAGCGUCUCGUUUACACUAGCUGUCUCGUUUACACCAGCUCUCCCAGCGUCUUCUUCGACGAUGUUCAUGGAAUUCAUAAUGGAAACGAAACAAUGCCUUAUGCGCAUUCGCCUAAUGAUCAUUAUUCAGCAACGAAAGCCGAGGCUGAGGCAUUGGUUAUUAAAGCUAAUGGGACUAAUGGGCUCCUAACGUGCUGCAUACGCCCUAGCAGCAUUUUUGGGCCUGGUGAUAGGCUGUCGGUGCCUUCACUAGUUGAUGCUGCCAGAAAAGGGGAAUCUAAGUUUCUUAUUGGUGAUGGCAAUAACGUUUAUGAUUUCACAUAUGUUGAAAAUGUGGCUCAUGCCCAUAUAUGUGCUGAUCGAGCUCUAGCUUCAGAAGGACCGGUUUCAGAAAAAGCUGCGGGAGAGGCAUAUUUCAUAACAAAUAUGGAGCCUAUGAAAUUCUGGGAGUUCGUGUCAUUGGUAGUGGAAGGUCUUGGAUAUGAAAGGCCAAGGAUAAAGAUCCCCACCUUUGUUAUCAUGCCCAUUGCACAUUUGGUGGAGUGGAUAUAUAAGCUGCUAGGCCCAUAUGGGAUGAAGCUGCCUCAGUUAAUUCCUUCGAGAAUAAGACUCAUAUCUUGCAGCAGAACUUUUGAUUGCUCAAAAGCAAAGGAUCGCCUUGGCUAUGCACCCAUCGUAACACUACAGGAGGGUCUGCGAAGGACAAUUGAAUCAUACACACACUUGAAGGCGGAUAAUGAACCUAAAACUAAAAGAGAAGGUCCCUCAAAAGCUUCCAAAUAUCUUGGAAGUGGAAGAGGUGUGAAUAAUCAACUAUAUCUGUCUAACUUCUUUGCUUGGUGAUGAGGAUCAAACAAGGAAUAAAUAAAUUGAAGAAGACUAAUUUUUUAUUAAAUAAAGUUUGUAAUAUUUAGUGAGACAUAAUAAAAGUGACUGUUGCCUCACUAACUUGAAUAAUUACUGUCAUUCGGAUUUCAUUAUGAUUAGCCUCUUGGUAUGACAUAUGACAAUUAUAUGUAUCUCAGAAAGUUAUGAAUGAAAUCAGAUUUGGAAGAAACCAGAAAAUAACUUUGUUAUGUGAAA